AUGCUAAGUGAAAAAAUUGACGAUUGUCAGAGAAAUGCGUCAACUUUAAAUGGUUUUGCGCCAACUUUCAAUGAGAAUCCGAAACCAGUUAGAAACCAGUUAGAAACCUUUCCUGAUUUGGUUCAGUCAAAGAACCUGCUUGAUACUGGAUUAUGA
Messenger RNA from Dentiscutata erythropus, 156 nucleotides. Lineage: Eukaryota; Fungi; Glomeromycota; Glomeromycetes; Diversisporales; Gigasporaceae. The record is from the annotation of a GenBank genome assembly.